AGAAGUGAAUCAUCUCAUCAUGUUAUGCUCGUGUUGCUCUGGAGUCCUUAGACUAUUCUUAUGUUGCAUCAACAUACUCUUCUUUGCAAUUGGUGCUACUAUUCUAACUAUUGGCACAUUGCUAAUCACUUCAAGCAAUGACUUUACAUACAUAACCAGUGACAUGAGGACUGGAGUCAUACUAAUAAUAGUAAUGGGCUCUCUUCUUUCUUGUGUAUCAAUCGUUGGUGUAGCUUCAACUGCUUCUGCAUGGAAACCACUUAUCUUUGCAAAUGUGCUAGUGUUGGUUUUGCUGAUUCUAUUAGAACUAACUGCUGGAAUCUACACUAUGACCUCCUACUCAUCACUUAAAUCAACUGUUGGUGAACAUAUGCAUGAAGCCAUAGAAAAGUAUGAAGAGGAGAGUCAAUACCAGGAAUUUGUUGAUUUCUUUCAAAAAAAUUAUAAUUGCUGUGGAUAUGAGGACUCAAGUGAUUGGAGAGGCUAUCAUAACAAUACAAAGAAGCUACCGAAUGAUUGCAAGUGCAACGGUACAUUAGACAACUCCAUCUGCUCGUUUAAUGAACGUUAUAAAGUUACAGUUUGGUCAAAGGGCUGCAGUGAUGCAAUAAAAGAUGUGAUUGACAGGUUGAGCUGGUCACUUGGUAUGACUGCAAUCGGGCUAACUAUAGUACAGCUGCUGACAUUAGGACUUACUGUUGUCUUUUGCUUAUGUAAAGUUAUUGAGACAAAGAAAUCAUCAUCAUACGCUCUGAAUGAUCAGCAGAAACUGCAAAAACAAUAAACAACACAUAAACUGAGUAGAUUGUGCAUCUCCUGUCACUACUGAUGUUUUGUAUUCAUGCAAUAAUAAUUAUCAAGAAAUAAUUCAAAACACCCACAA
Molecule: messenger RNA, 883 nt
Organism: Amphimedon queenslandica
Lineage: Eukaryota; Metazoa; Porifera; Demospongiae; Haplosclerida; Niphatidae
Product: tetraspanin-15-like
Exons: 7
Coding region: 20-784 (254 amino acids)
Cellular component (GO): plasma membrane
Source: RefSeq, a predicted model, not a curated record